CGUGAAGCAGCGACGACCUCACUCUCUAACAUUAGUGUACAGGCCUCACUCUCUCAUGUUUCUCUCUCUCUCAACUCUCAGCUUAACAUUAGUGUACAGGCCUCACUCUCUCAUGUUUCUCUCUCUCAACUCUCAGCUCACCUCUCGAUCGAUAUCUCUGUCGGCUCUAUCUCAUGGUCUCUCUGCUACCGAUUCUUCACUCCCUUUGCUAUCACCGAUCCAACUCUCUCUAUCAUCAUCGUUUUGUUUCGAAUUCAGUAACAGCAAACAUACAAACCUUCAAUCUUACCCUUUAUCCCAAACAAACCCUAAGCCCCAAUUCGUUAUUGAUUUUCGGUGAUUUCAAGAGUAUAUUUACAAGUGAAUCAAAGCAAUUGCAAGGUCCUGUUGCUGAGCAUAUGUUUCACUGGCAAGCAAACAUCAUGGGGCCGGCUGAUAUCCCCUAUUCUGGUGGUGUGUUUUUGGUUUCGAUCCAUUUUCCUCCGGAUUAUCCAUUCAAGGCACCAAAGGAGGUUGUUCGUGCUUUUGAAAGAGUUAAGAAGGUUUGUCAUCUUAACUUUAGUGUGCACUUUGUUUAUGUUUCUUCGGUUGUUGAUUCUGGUUGAAUAUGAAGCAUAUACACAUACACCGGACAUGACACUGACAUAUAGACAAAAGUGUCCGUAUAUGAGUGUCUGCCUUCAACUUGAAGUGAAAUAUGUUGCAUAAUAAGGAUAGUUUUGCAGUGGAAUUUGUUGCGUAGUGCUGAUAGUUUUGCAGUGGAAUCUGUUGCAUAAAUAUGAUAGCUUUGUAGUGGAAUCUGUUGCAUAACUUUUUCAAUUUGGUUAGAAGGUUCCUUGUGUAGAGUUUUUCAGUAGAUAAGUUAUUUGCAGUGUAAGGGUCAGUUUAGUGUACCGCUAGAAAUUGAAGGAUGAAAUGUGCAUGAACGAUUUUUCCAUGGGGUGAAAUUUACAAAAAAUUCAUGUUUGAUUUUUCACGGGGAUGGAUUUUAUUUUAAUAAUCAUGUCUUAGAUUUUUGUUGUAUAGUACUUUCAUAAGGAUUAACAGUGAUGCAU
Molecule: messenger RNA, 1055 nt
Organism: Vicia villosa (hairy vetch)
Lineage: Eukaryota; Viridiplantae; Streptophyta; Magnoliopsida; Fabales; Fabaceae
Exons: 3
Coding region: 174-605 (143 amino acids)
Biological process (GO): protein polyubiquitination
Cellular component (GO): nucleus
Molecular function (GO): ubiquitin conjugating enzyme activity
Source: RefSeq, a predicted model, not a curated record